This is a messenger RNA of Styela clava, 1786 nucleotides long. RefSeq names its product tafazzin-like. Gene Ontology annotation, molecular function: 1-acylglycerophosphocholine O-acyltransferase activity. NCBI's taxonomy places the organism in Eukaryota, Metazoa, Chordata, Ascidiacea, Stolidobranchia, Styelidae. Gene Ontology annotation, cellular component: mitochondrial membrane. Gene Ontology annotation, biological process: cardiolipin acyl-chain remodeling; inner mitochondrial membrane organization. The record is from RefSeq and is a predicted model, not a curated record.
CUAUUUUAUGUUUUGAAUAAAUUUUAUAUUGGUGUUAUCAAUAGAAUAGCCUAUGUCUGUAUGUGCUAAAUGUUUAUUUAAUGUUUAAUGAUAUUUUUAAUUUUUACAAAUAGUUUGACAUAGCCUUAAAUCAUGACUGAGCAAAUCAAGCCUUCAUGGCCCAUACCUGCAGAUACAAGUCGGUAUAAGUUUGUAUGGAGAUAUUCAUCUGCAGCUGCAAUUUCAACUGUUGGAAUGUUGACUAAAAUUUGGUUGUGCAAGUUCAACAAUGUAAAAAUAUUUAUGGAGUCUACGCUGCAUGAUGUCAUCAACAAACGACCUCAAAAUACUGCUUUAAUCACUGUUUCAAAUCAUUAUAGCUGCAUUGAUGACCCUUUACUAUGGGGAUGCUUACGAUGGAAAGCUUUCUUUCAACCAAAAAAUAUGAGGUGGAGCAUGGGUGCUUAUGAUAUCUGCUUUACAAAUAAAUUAUAUGGAUGGUUUUUUGGGCUUGGUAAAGUGAUACCAGUUGUACGAGGUGGAGGUAUCUACCAACAAGGGAUGGAUUUUAUGUUGAAUAAGCUGAAUGAAGGCCAAUGGAUGCAUAUAUUUCCUGAAGGACGUGUCAAUAUGACUAAAGAAUUUAUCAGACUGAAAUGGGGUGUUGGACGUUUAGUAAGUGAAUGUGAACAAUCUGUUAUUGUUCUGCCUUUUUAUCAUGUCGGAAUGGAUGAUAUUUUACCGAAUAGAAGACCUUACAUUCCUAGAGUUGGUAAGAAAGUAACCAUUCUUAUCGGUAGCCCGAUGGUAUUUGAUUCUCAUAUUGACACCUGGAAAAAAAUGGGAUGGACUAAAGAAAAUAUCAGAAAAGAAAUAACUGAUAAAAUACAAGAAGAACUCGGAAAAUUAAAAGUCAAAGCUUAUAGCUUGCAUUUUGGAAAUGAAAGCUCAUGAUAAUUAAUGUCUUACAUGUGAAAAUGAUUGAUGUUUUUUAUAGAUAUAUGGUAUUUCUUUAAAAUUAGGAUGUAACACACAUAGAUGAUAUCAAUUUCCUAAUUUUAAAUACAAAUACUGAAAUUUAGUAUUCCGUUAGCAUAAUUUAAUUCUGAUUAUCAUUUUUGUUUGCUGUGAUUGUGACAUUCUCAAUGAUUAUUAAAAUUAAUCUCACAAAGCAUUGGUGGGUUGGCUACUUGUUAUUAUUGAUAUGAUGGAUGGUUAAAAUGUAUUUUUCAUGAAACAUAAUUAAGUUCAUUUUAUUGAUAUUGUAUCAAUUAGAGAUGUAUCGGUAUCGGCAAUAUCGACCAUUUUUUUCGGUAUCGGCCAUGUAUCGGUUAGAUUAAGGACGAUAUUUCCGAUAUAUUUACCUUUUUGAUAUGGCCCAGAAUGUUUCAAAAGAUUAGUUGGAAUACUACUUUUUAAUAUUUAUUUUUUGUCUGGAGAGAUCGUGAGCCAUGAGCCGUACAUGUCCCCACACGAGAGAAUAGGAUUCACAUGUUUUUAGCUAUUUAUCAGCCAAACUAGCUCAACUAAUUUGGCUAUUUUCGUUGUCAAAUUUUUAUAUUGACAUUUUUAAUAUUACAUAGUAAUAAUAAAGAAAUAUAUCAACACGGCACAUAACAAAAAGCAACUAGGCGCCCAGUUUUAAAUCAUACAGUGGAAUUGGGGUCCUUAUUAAUGGCACAUAGACCUUUGGCAAGGGUAUAUUUUCUGUUUGUCGUCAAGUACGAGUGUCAUUUAGUCCGCCGACCUCGAUAAACUAAAUUCCGACACAAUUAUUCCUCUACGUAGAUAUUAAUUUUAAUUUUGU